This is a messenger RNA of Canariomyces notabilis, 1628 nucleotides long. RefSeq names its product Undecaprenyl diphosphate synthase. The record is from RefSeq and is a predicted model, not a curated record. The transcript has 3 exons. Bases 264 to 1328 code for a protein of 354 amino acids. Gene Ontology annotation, cellular component: lipid droplet; endoplasmic reticulum; dehydrodolichyl diphosphate synthase complex. NCBI's taxonomy places the organism in Eukaryota, Fungi, Ascomycota, Sordariomycetes, Sordariales, Chaetomiaceae. Gene Ontology annotation, molecular function: ditrans,polycis-polyprenyl diphosphate synthase [(2E,6E)-farnesyl diphosphate specific] activity.
CCCAAAAGGAUGCAGAACUUACGACGCUGGCAAAAAUCAACACGCAUCAUCUUUCAACUGCCAACCUUUCCCGUAGUGUCGGGUCCAUUCGUUUGGCUAUCCACAAUAGCACCAGAUAAUGGCUACAGCUCAUUAACGAGCAAUGAAUAGCUUCUGUGCACGUUUUGCUUGCUUCUCUCGAAUUCUUGAUAUAAUUAUCUUAACAGCGCCAUUGUUCACCCACGCGGCGCCAGAGUGCGACCUCACCACCGUCAGCCAACAUUAUGUCGGAUCUAUAUCUGAGUAGGAUACGCAGCUGGCUCCGCAGCUCGCCGCCUGUGGAAUGGGCCGCCAAUUGCUUGCGUGAGGCGUUGAUCGGGGCGCUCAGUCAGGGGCCCAUUCCGCGUCACGUAGCAUUCGAGAUGGACGGCAACCGGCGGUAUGCGCGAAGCCACAAAAUCGAGACGGUCGAAGGUCAUCAUCACGGCUUCGAAGCCCUAGCUAGAAUUCUGGAAGUAUGCUAUAAAUGCGGCGUUGAGGUGGUGACCGUCUAUGCUUUCAGUCUCGAGAACUUCCACCGGCCCAAGUACGAGGUUGACGGGCUUAUGCAGCUCGCCAAACUCAAGCUAGAGCAGCUUAUCCAGCAUGGGGAUAUCUUGGAUCGCUACGGUGCGAGCGUCCGGGUAUUGGGACAGCUAGAUAGGAUCCCGCCGGACGUUUUCGAGGUCGUUCAAAGAGCAGUUUCUGCCACCAGGCACAAUACCGAUUGCGUCCUCAACAUCUGCUUUCCGUACACCUCGAGAGAAGAAAUCACCACAGCUAUUCGAACAACGGUGGAGGAGUACUCGACGACGCCUCGGCCUCACAGCACCGCCUUCUCUCAGAGCCGCAUUUACCAGAAGAUCAUGUCGUCGCAGGGUAGGGAAAAUGAUAUCCUUCCAUCGAUCACCGAAACGCCCGUGACACCCCCGGAUCAACCAGACGAUCAAGAUGAGGCCAUUUCGACAUCUAGCACGCUCCAUUCCGGCUCGGCAGGCCAAAAACUGGGGGAGGGAGAGACAGUGGCCAUAUACCCAAACGCAGAAAGCAUCACGCCGGAGACGAUCGAGAGACACAUGUACACGGCUGGCUGCCCUCCGCUUGACAUAUUUGUCAGGACUAGUGGUGUAGAGCGGCUGAGCGACUUCAUGCUCUGGCAGUGCCACCAGGAUACGCGAAUCUUCUUUCUCAAGUGUCUCUGGCCCGAGUUCGACCUGUGGCAUUUCAUCCCUGUGCUAGUCGAGUGGCAGAGGAAGGAGAAGCUGAAAGAGAGAGACGAAGGGCCCCGCCGGCGGGCGAAGCAGGAAUGAUGGCCCUGAUUUCAAUACUUCAGCUGAGGCGAGCUUGAUAUGCGAUGCAGCAUGGCGUUUGGGAACCCAGGUGUUUCUUUGAGUGACAAUGGUUUGGUCUCACCGGCUCACCGGCCGUCUCCAUUUUCUGCGCCAUUCUCAGACGCAUUAUUUUCAUACCAUGAGCGAAUAGCCUAGAGAGGUAUCUAGACGUGGGCGAUUUUAUGAUUUUACUGGCUAUCCUGGUUGGAGCGUUGGGAAGAAGGGUUCAUUCACAUUGUGUGAUGUACUUGCUGCAUGGACAUUGAAGGGUUUCGCACU